CGACACGCGACGACGACAUGCUUCUCGAACCCGAACUCGUCGAGUACAUUGCAGCGUACAUUGCAUGCCCGACGGCCUGGCUCGCGUUCCUUACUGCGAUGCCCCGCUGGUCCCUGCGCCGUCCGGUCCAAAGCCUCCUGCGGCUGUACCCGAGCGUGCUCCAGCGCGGCCCGCGCCUCGUGCUAUCAAAGAUAGCACCCGAGCAUGUCGAUGACAUUCGCGCCGCCAUGCCGCUCUACACGGUGGUCGAGCUCUCCGACUGGACUUGUGCGCGCCACGCGAUCGACGUGGUCGUGCCGUCGGUCGACGUCGAAAUCGCCAACGUCAAGUCGUCCGAGAUACUCUCAGCCGCGAUGGCGUCGUGGCCGCUGCAGCUCGUCGCGUGCAAGGUCGAUAUCGGCCCCGAAGUGCUCUUCUCGUCAUUGGCCUUUGCGGCCGCGUGCGCCCAGCUACGCGACUCGUGCCCGCGCCUUGCCUCCUUGGAUCUGUGCUGGCAGCGGCCCAUGGCACCCGCCGAGCAAGAUGCACUCGUCGCGGCCAUUUGCGCGUCGUCAUCGCUCACGCACUUGCGCAUUGCAUCGUUCAUGGCGAUCGUCUUGACCGACGACAACACGCGCCACCUCGCCAAGUGGCUCGAAACCUCCUGCGUGCACACGAUCGCGUUCGAAUCCGUGGCCUUUUCGCUCCAGUCGGAAAGCGCCGUGUGCCAUGCGCUUCGGCGCCACGUACCGACGCUACAGUCGCUCAAGCUCGCGUUCACGCCGUCGCUCGCACGCGCCUUGCUCAACGGCCGACGGCUGCCCAAGACGCUCCCCAAGCUCGAAAUUGUCGGCAGCAUCGAAACUGUCGACAUUGCGCCGUCCAUGGCCGCCAUGAUGGCCGAGUCGCUCGCCGAGUCGCACUUGACGCACUGCACCCUCUCAAGCAACCACUGCCUGCACAACCCAAGCGUCGCCAGCCUCAUCUUUGGCGCGCUACCCCACAUGGCGCACCUCCAGCACCUCAAUUUGACGUACAACGGACUCGACACGGUCGCGUGCGAGGUGCUAGCUACGGCGCUGCCGAACAUGCGCCGCCUCGAAAGUCUCAAUGUCGAAAACAACUUUUUACGGGACGUGGGCUGCGCGAUCCUAUCGACCGCGCUUCCGAACUGCGUGGCGCUGCAGACGCUGCAUUUGGGCCACAACUUCAUCGGUGACGUCGGCGUCCGCGCGCUCUGCAUGGCUGUGCGCAGCUCCACGUCGCUCUCGACGCUCACGCUGGGCGGGAACGAGCUCACGGCCGUCGGCGCCACGCAGCUCGCGCGUUUGGUGCAAGACGCCAAGUGCCCGACGCUGACGACGUUGGACGUGGCGCUCAACCCGCACUUGCAAGUCGACGGCGUCCUGCGACUGCUGCAUGGUGUGCAUCAGUCGAGCGUCCAGCUCACGGUCUCGGGCUUGGCGCUGCCGCCGCGCCAGCUCCGGAAAUGCGUGUCGUUGAUCGAGCAGCUCGAGCUGCCGGCGACAUUGCUCACGUAGCGCAUCAUAUAUCGUUGUGUCGAGGAGGUCUAGUCAAUAUAUAUUUGGUUGUCGCCCU
Messenger RNA from Saprolegnia parasitica CBS 223.65, 1578 nucleotides. RefSeq lists its product as hypothetical. The record is from RefSeq and is a predicted model, not a curated record. Gene Ontology annotation, biological process: activation of GTPase activity; nucleocytoplasmic transport. Gene Ontology annotation, cellular component: nucleus; cytosol; perinuclear region of cytoplasm. Gene Ontology annotation, molecular function: GTPase activator activity; small GTPase binding. Bases 18 to 1520 code for a protein of 500 amino acids. NCBI's taxonomy places the organism in Eukaryota, Oomycota, Saprolegniomycetes, Saprolegniales, Saprolegniaceae. The transcript has a single exon.